Messenger RNA from Puccinia graminis f. sp. tritici CRL 75-36-700-3, 2338 nucleotides. RefSeq lists its product as uncharacterized. The coding region runs from base 150 to 2003 and encodes 617 amino acids. NCBI's taxonomy places the organism in Eukaryota, Fungi, Basidiomycota, Pucciniomycetes, Pucciniales, Pucciniaceae. The record is from RefSeq and is a predicted model, not a curated record. The transcript is spliced from 3 exons.
AAUCCAACAUACUCAAGCUAGGUGUGUCAUUAUUUGUCGACUGGUUCAAUCCUCGUGGGAACAAGAUCAGUGGCAAGAUUGAAUCGACCGGGGUUCUUGCACUUUCCUGCCUUAAUCUUCCACCAACCAUUCGGAAUAAGAUUUCACACAUGUGCAUUGCUGGAAUCACUCCUGGACCCUACUCUCCAGAUCCCCAGACGUUCAACCAUCUCCUAGGCCCACUUGUAGACGAACUUAUCAGACUUGACGCUGGUAUCAUCAUCCCAACUCAUCAAUUUCCAGCCGGCCGAUUGGUGCAAGUCAAGUUGUUAUGUAUUUACGGUGAUGUACUCGCAACGAAGAAGGUCGCUGGCUACGCUUCCCAUUCAGCAACAAAAUUUUGCUCGUUCUGUCAUGCUGAACAAUCCAAGCUCCACCUAUUACAACUUUCCAGAAGACGUGAAAAAGACGAAACUAUUUCUGCAGCUGUUGACUCAAAGAAUGCUACAUCAACAACCGAACAAGAUAAUCUCUUGAAGGCUUCUGGCGUCCGAUGGUCCGAACUCAAUCGUCUACAUUACUGGGACCCUAGCCGACACGUUGUGUUAGGAGUAAUGCACAACUGGCUUGAAGGCAUAUUACAAGGCCACUUUCGCUAUCGAUGGAGGUUUGGAUGGGUCCCACCGAGCCAGAAAAAGAAAAAACGGCAGAAUGGCUCAAGAUCAACAACUCGCCCCAAUAAGCGUACCCGAACAGCAAUUGAAUCAAUUGAAAUAGCUAUGGAUCUGGACGAUGACGAUAUUGAAUAUCAAUCUGACGAGGAUGAUGAUAUAUUACUCAACAGCGGGUUAGGUGGCAGUUUCUUUACCGAAGGAGAUGUCGAACGAUUUCGAGCGGCUAUGAAGCACAUUGUACUACCCCCUGGUGUUCCGCAUUUACCUCAUAAUCUCGGAGAGGCAAGUCAUGGCAAACUGAGCGCAUCUCAGUGGCAUGCGCUGUAUGUCUUUGUUAUUCCCCUGGUGAUUUGUGAACUCUACAUUGAUGAAGUUGGAGCAAUCGACCUCCACUCAAAUCGGUACAAAUUCCUGGCCAAUACUGCCCAACUAGUUCAAUGUACGAAUGUAGUUUUUGCUCGAAAAUUCAAGCAAGGUGAUAUCAAACGGUUUGAGAUGCAUUACAAAAAAUACUCGCAAUCAGUCCAGGAACUAUUUGAAAACAUCAAAGUCCAACCCAAUCAUCACUUCGCACUACAUACUCCUCAACAGAUGUCUGAUUGGGGACCUCUUGUCAGUGUAGCAGAGUUCGCUGGAGAGCGCCUCAUAGGAUUCUUACAGAAAAUCAACACAAACAACAAGAUUGAUGAAAUGCACCAAAGCAUGAUAACUCGUGGGUGUCGAUUACAACGUAUGCUGGCAAGCUCCGAUUACAAUCAGUUGGCUAAUGUGCUUGACGACAACAAGCCUCAAAGAGGACGGCAAACCAAAUCAAUAUUGCUAUGUUCAUCAAGGUAUACAAUGCUUUUCAACCAUGUAGCAAAUCAGGAUCGGUCGGUGGUUAAACAUGGUACGUUUCCAGUACCCAGGCAUGGCUGGGUUCUGUCGGGAUUAGUGACACCUAUAAGAUCAAUCGACUGUAAUGGAGUAGUGGUGGGGUCUGUGAGUCCUCGGAAUUGUGUGGUCGCCAACGUGGCAGGAAAAAUGAGGUAUGGUCUUGUGCGGCAGUGCUAUCAGUACAAAAACCGUUUGGGCGAGGAUGAGGAAUUCUUGGUAAUGUCAACAAUUACGAAUAUGUACCCAAAACGAACGGAUGCUUGUCCAACACGGCCUUUCCGAUACUUAUUGUUUCUUUUCGGCAUGGUUGUGGGAAGGGUUGAAGACACCGAACAGGUGGUUUUUCCCACUCAGAUAGUCUCUCUAGCAGCAUAUCGGCUGCUAGAUGAUCAAACGUUUGGUAUUCCUACAAAUGGAAUAGCGCUUAUCCCCCACGGCUAUGACGCAUGCCUCAACAUUGCCGGCAAUUGCUGAAUAUUUGGUCAAACCUGUAGUCAACCACCCCCAUUUCAUCUCCAAGCGCACCUCACUUGAUCUCCAAGCCCUGCCCCUGAUUCGUCCCUAAGCUUUUUCAUCUCAUCUUUACUGGAAAUUCUACGUGUUUCUCUUUUUGUAUGCUUUCAAUCUCAUUUAUUCCAUAUCACUUACCGUUUAACUUGUUCAUUCCUUAAACACUUUUUUACUCAAUUUCCUUUCUUGUCUCACUUGCUUAACCUUUUCACUUGAAUACCUUAUUUGUUUCACUCGCUUUUUCCAUUAGACUAUAUUUUGUUAGCUUAAUUUUUUUGCAAAGUAACAUGAUUUCUUUC